This is a messenger RNA of Panicum virgatum (switchgrass), 5698 nucleotides long. RefSeq lists its product as uncharacterized. The coding region runs from base 1857 to 5375 and encodes 1172 amino acids. The record is from RefSeq and is a predicted model, not a curated record. Gene Ontology annotation, biological process: cortical microtubule organization. NCBI's taxonomy places the organism in Eukaryota, Viridiplantae, Streptophyta, Magnoliopsida, Poales, Poaceae. The transcript is spliced from 6 exons. Gene Ontology annotation, cellular component: cortical microtubule.
AACUCCAAAUAAACCAAUAAGGAAAUCAGCCAGCAAAAAACACUUCUUCCCCAGUCCACCCCCCCCCCCCCCUCCUCCAUCGAGCGCGCGCGCGCGCAGGAGGCAAACGAAGCGAGCUCGCUUUGCUUCUCCCCGCGGCAACGGCCCCCAAGCCCCAGGCGGCGCGCGCGCAGCGACGAGUCCAGGACGCGGCGAGGGUGAGGGCGGAAGGAGGGGGAGGAGAGGAGCGCGCGGCGGGACUUGGGAUCCCCGACCCCCCCUCUCGGGCCCGAAGCCGGAUCUGCCUCGGGACUCGCGCCCUCAGCGGGAGAUCGUGGGGCGCGGGGCCGGCGCGCCUGGUGGAGUCGGUUUCCGUCUGCCUGGGGGCGCUGGUGAGCGACGGCGGCGGCGGAAUGCGGGCGGGUGGCAUGGCGUCCUUAGCUGUUUUUUUUUCCUGUUUUUUUUUCUUUCGCGUGUGUGAAUUAUAGGUGUUCCUUUUGUUGUGAUUUUGUGUGGGUCGCCUGGGAAGGGAAAUGCAGUGCACGGGAUUUGGGUUUUCGCUGAAUUAGCGGCAUUUCGGAUGAUUUUUGGGGGGUUGGUUUUCGUAUACCGAGUUACUGAUAGCUUCUGGGUCAAAUUUGGUGCUCUCAGAUUUCGAACACUUUUUUUCUAGCGCAGGAUUUGCCGGAGUUUGCGGGUCUGGGAGCACGUUGCUGUUUGCUGCUGUUCUUUAGAGGGAAACUAGUAGAAUUGGGCUCGAGCUGUUUAGCUCAGGUCCCUAGAUUCGGUUUUGGACUGGUUGCUUAAUUAAUUUGAAUCUAUCUCCCGGACUGGUUGCUUACUUUGAAUCUGUCUCCCGUGCGCUUUGUUCUGCUCCCUGUUGUUGCUUCGGUUCUGCUCUUCCUGUGCUACUUCUCUUGGGGAGCUGUACUUUGUGCUGUGGCUGAUGCAGUUUUAUAUUUGCGUUCCUGGAGAGGUGUUGCAAAGUCGAAUUCGGACUCAACUUUUGCUGUUUAAAUUUUAAUUUGACUUGAUGGUACUGACGCACCACGCACCCCUGCAAUGUGAUUUAAUCCGACUAUCUUGGUGAUGUAGCUCUAACAUGGCCACACGGGAUAGCAGAUGGCGGAUGCCAUGAAAUGCCGAGUUGAAAGAGUAAAAUUUGGGAACUUUGUGUGCUUGAUAGUUCAAUUGAAUGCUGUUUUGGUGAAGAGGUCCAAUCGGUUGAUUGAUUCUUGCGUACUCUUUUGAAGACUUACUAUUUGGGUUGUGUUUGUUUGAUUCAUUAUUCCAUUCGUUGUAACGAGAGGUGCUGCUGGUUGUAAAACAACGAGGUUGGAUGCCAGGAGCUCCUCAUUGGGUUACCUAGGUUUCCUAGUUGGGUGGAUUGUUUCAUUCGGAUGUGAUGGAUUCGGCAAUUUGAGUACAUUGAGAGGGAGAAACAAGGAUAGCUUCAACUUUUUUGUGGGCUUUCUGGGGCCUUCUUUGUCAGUUUAUUCUGUAUGAUUACUUUCUAUGAAUGUAUUGGCAUGUUUACUUCAUGAGUGGAAUUGUAUGAGUUGUUUCUGAUGGUGGUGGGAUGGGUUCGUGUAUAGAGUAUUCAUGAUGAAAAUGUUUCUCUAUUUCCCAUUUCUUUGCAGUUUCGAGGAUCUUACAUUGUUGUCUCUAUAUACCUCUCAGGGUCUCACAGUUAUCAUAAGUUUUUCCUUGUGCUUUGGUGCAUUUUGGGUUUUCUAUGGUUGUUUAAUAUCAGUCCAAUGUUUUGCAGGUCAUGGUAUAUCCUCCACUUGAUCUGGAUGGAAUUUGACUGCAUUCUACUCUCUCAGAACGAAGGAUAUCAUAUUAGCAGUUAGAGAAGCCUUAGGAGGCCAGGAAAAAUGCCCCCGUCACCCUCGCUGAGGAGAUCGAGUUCGCCGGAGACUUAUCACAAGAGGGCCAACAGUUUUGGGAGUGUGCUGCCUGCAAAACAAAAAGAUGAUGAACUCCCUUUGUUCUCUGAUAUGCAGAAAGUUGAGAGGGAGAACUUCUUACUGGAACCAUCGGAGGACUUUGACGACUCAAUCGCAAAAUUGAGCUACUUCCCGGAAGUAAAGCUUGGUGUUAGCAUUCCUGCACGUGGAGAAAGUCACGAUUUGCUUAAUGUGGAUAGUGAUAGAAAUGAUUGUGAGUGGUUGUUAACUCCUCCAGAAACUCCACUUUUUCGAUCAUUAGAUGAUGACGACCAAUCCGUCACUCAGGUUUCUAGGGGCAGAGCUCAGACCAAGCCCAUACAGAUUUCGAGAUCAUCCACAAUGGAUACUCAAAGAGCUAGAAGCAGUGCAAGCCCAAGUAGGCUUAGCCCAUCGCCACACUCUAUGGCAAGGACAAGAUCAUCUAGUUCAGCCUCUCGCUCUAGCCCACCACCUUCUCUUCAACCACCGACGCUGUCACGAAGAUCUUCAACCCCACCGGUUGCUAAGACAUUAACACCUCCUCGAAGGUCUCCAAGUCCUGCCUCAAGAAGGAUGAGUACUGGUUCAAGUGUCCCAACUUUGAAUGGAACAAGAGGAGCUUCACCAGUGAAACCUAAUCACAGAUCUUCUUCACCAAAACUGCAGGGAUGGCAAUCAAAUGUCCCUGGUUUCCCUUUUGAUGCACCCUCAAACCUUCGCACAUCUCUACCUGAUCGUCCAGUUUCCCGUUCAAGGGGUGGAUCUCCUUCAUCUUUUAGUGGACUAGACAAGGGUUCAAGAGGUAGAAGACAAUCAAUGUCUCCCACUCCAUCUAGAAGAGCCAGUUCAUCUCACAGUAUUGAACGGGACCGAAUGAGCUCUUACAGCAAAGCUUCCGCAACGUCAUCUGGUGAGGAUGAUCUGGACUCUAUGCAGUCUGUACCACAUAGCUACUCUAGUAGCCCAGCUGUGAAAAAGAACUUGGCUGUGAUGAAGACCAGAACUAUUGCAUCAUCAAAGAAUCUGUCCAAAAAUUUCACUCCUAGCUCUGUCCCAAAGCGGUCAUUUGACUCUGCAGUCUGGUUGAUGGACCACCGCAAAGCUCCACAAGAUAGGUUCCGACCACUUCUAUCAGGUGUCCCUGCCAGCACAUUUGGCCCUGGCAAUGGAAAUAAUGUGCACAAGCCUAUGUUCUCACACAAUUCCUCUUUUACAACUAACAGCAAUGCAAGCUCUGACCAUGCUGCCAUUUUUGGCUCUUAUAAGCAUGGCAACCAAGAGCAACAUGAUUUGGUUGGUGAGUGGGAAGCAGGUGACAGCUCUCAAGGUCAUGAGGACAUAUUUAUGUUUGAUAAAUUGGAUGAACUAAAUGAAGAAAACAUUCAUUACAAGAGCACGAAAUCUACGGAGAACUCCCCAGUCAUAGUAAAACAUCAAGUAAGUGACAGACAGGACUUCAACAUGGAAGAAAGCGGAACAUGUGAUCAGUCCUUAUGCCAUUCUAUUAAUAGUUCUCUAGUUGGCUAUGGUAAAACUGCAACUUGCAUGAGAUGUGAGAAAUUUUUUGAUGUGAUGGAUGUGGAUGGAGAGGGUAACUAUUGUGAAAUAUGUGCUUCAAAGGUUGGGAAUAUUUUCUCUGACUCUAUCGCACAAACUAUAGAAGAAGCAGACCUGGAUGAUAAAGCUGCAAAUUCGAGACCUUGCAUUGUGUCUGACCCUCCUGUAGCCCCAUACUGUAUAGACCAUAGGAAAGAAGUCUCUCUUGAUCAUCAACUAGUGAACAAUGAACCUCACAAUGGCUGCUUUGACCAGGCACUUCCAUUUCACUCAAUAGACACACCUCAGGAAAUGAUUCUGAGGCAGGAGGGAACGAUUGAUGCAGAACAUACAAAGCAACAUGUUGGAGACUCCGCACUAGGAAAUAGCAUCGAUAUUUCAUUUCGUCAAUCUAGUGCGACUGACUGUCAGCAAACAGAACCAACAUUUGUGGAACAUGACGUAUUCAGAGACCAAAUAGAAAACCACAAUCAUGGAUUAUCCCAAUGUAGUGAAACUAUCUCUGAAACCGUGACAAGUAAUAACUCUCAUCAACUGGCAUCAACAAGCCCUAAGCUUGAAAAUACUGAGGCCACUGGGAUAUCAGUACUGUUACUCCAGAAGUCAAAUAGCAAUAAAUGGCCUGUUGUAGAAGGGAGGACCCUGGGUUCUGCAAAUAUGCUUUGUUCGGAACCAUAUUACGCAAGAGAUGGUGUCAAUAUAAUGAAGCGUAGCUUUGGACGGGACAGUUCUUCAGCUGCUUCAUCUAGUGAUCUUGGGUCUUCAAGGCAAUCAGUCAUAUACUUUGAGCACCUUAGGAGUGGUAAGAGGGGUGACUUUGAGAAGUCCCAGAUAAGCAGUACUAUGAGUCGUCAAAGCAUUGCUUCUGUGUCAGAUAUGUCAAUUAGUAGUUCUUCAGCUUCACUUUGCCCUCAGAGUGAUGCAGUAGGAGAUACUUAUUUGCCAAUAGACACAUUGGAAAGUUGCGCUUCAAGAAAAGUGAUCCCUAUCGAAGAAUAUGAUAAUUCUGGUAAGGAUGCUUUGUCAAGUGCUAUGGAUUGUUGGUGUGCUGCACAGGCUAUUGUCAAUGAUGACAGUCUUGUUGACUUGAACACCUCGAGCUUUGUAGACGUGGUAGAAGGAGAUGCAACAAUUGAGAACCAUUGUACAGGCAGGAUGGCUGACAGUGAUCAUUUCAGUUCGAAUAUGUGUUUGUCAGAUACUGAAAUGCCAAGUGACACCCAAGAGUCAUCAGCUCUAGAGGAAAGUUGCAUACCAGAAACUGAAGAGGAUACUUCUGCUAUCAGUCAGUGCAAUACAAAUUGUGCUCCAGAACAUCCAAGUGAUGAGAACAACUUUUGUAAUAUGCAAAUGCAGUCCGAAGCAGUUCAGGGUUCAAAUGAGAAAAACAGAUUGGAUGAUUGUUGCAUGUCUGCCAUCUCCGAGGAGGAUGUGUUGGUUUCUGAACAAAAAACUAACAUAAUGAAACUUCAUAACGAUGAAGAAUCUUGUGAGGCAGUAGAAGGAUCAAGGAAACAAAUCCAGAGGUGCUUCACAUUAGAAGAAGCCGCUGAUACAAUUCUCUUCUGUAGUUCUAUUGUCCAUGACCUUGCGUACAAGGCAGCAACAAUUGCCUUGGAAAACGAGAAGGAAUCAGAAUGUGUCGAUUCUAUUCGCCCAACUGUUACCAUCGUUGGAAGAUCUGGUCAAAGGGAGGAUAGCUUACCAAAGCUGGCUCACAGACGAACUCCAAAUCGGAAGGUUAAAAGAAAAAGAUUGGAAGGAGAAACAACUACAAUGGAAACUGUGGAGAAAGAUGCUGUUGCUAAGGACUCCUCACCUGUACGUUCUGCUUCUGGCAUCACAAGGAAUUCUGAUAACAUGAAGCCUCCGAAGCUGGAGUCCAAGUGCAACUGUAUAAUUAUGUAAGUAACUCCAUCGUCCAAGAUCGAAGGAGCUUUUUGGGAUACUGGUUGGAUGGAAUGGCAGGUUUCAUAUCACAAGUUGGACGCAGAGCUGAAGCAAGGCUUCACCUGUUACAUCAGCAAAGAAGGCAUUCCCUGCAGGUCUUCAGCUAGAUUAUUUUCGUAUGUUGCAUUUGCUGUGUUUUAGGUGACAGAAUGCACUGCGAGCUAUUCUUUUGUAAAUUCUUGGUUCUUCCUUUCCCCCCUUCUGUUUGUCAUUGCGGUUUGCCUAAAGUGUAAGAAACUACUAGAGGAGAUGGUGUUGAUAGCCUAUUUUCUUGCAAUGCA